Calliphora vicina (urban bluebottle blowfly) is the source of this 1365-nucleotide messenger RNA. RefSeq names its product carboxypeptidase B1-like. Bases 2 to 1360 code for a protein of 452 amino acids. NCBI's taxonomy places the organism in Eukaryota, Metazoa, Arthropoda, Insecta, Diptera, Calliphoridae. Gene Ontology annotation, biological process: proteolysis. Gene Ontology annotation, molecular function: zinc ion binding; metallocarboxypeptidase activity. The record is from RefSeq and is a predicted model, not a curated record. The transcript has 3 exons.
AAUGAAUAAGACAAUACCAGCAAUCGUUAUAUUAAAUUUUGUGAUCAUUCUUAAUAUAUUAACGUUUAUCAAUGGCCAAAAUAAUUAUAAAAGAUAUGAAGGUUAUAAAAUCUAUGAAAUACACUAUCAAAAUGAAAAUCAAAGAGUAAAAUUUUACAAUAAUUUUCCCAAUAUGCCACAGCCGUUAACAAUGCAUAGAAUGAAAAGAGAUAGUUCAAUGCGGCUACUAAUGUCUGCGACGGAUGAAUUGGAAGUUUUGAAAUAUCUGAGCAAUUUCGCAAUAGACUUUGAAAUAGUCAACCACAAUGUAGCAGAGAGCAUACGAAAUGAGCGUAAAGCUACGCAAAACAAAUUCUCUUCUUUAUCUAACACUAUCAGUUUCGAAAGUUAUCAACGUUUCGACGUUAUCAAUAAUUAUAUGGAGUACUUGAAAAUGCAAUACCCAGAACGGGUAAAACUAAUAACCGUAGGUAAAUCCUACGAGGGUCGUGAUUUGAAAGCAGUUCUAAUAACAAACAAUACUGAAGCAGAAACGACGGACAAGCCUUUAAUAUUAAUAGAUGCCGGCAUACAUGCCAGAGAGUGGAUAGCACCGGCAACAGCUCUCUUUGCUAUGCAACAACUCAUGGAGAAUAGCUCGUAUUACGAACGGGAGCUCACAAUGUACGAUUGGCUUAUUUUGCCUCUGGUAAAUCCCGAUGGUUAUGAAUAUUCUCAUGAUCAUGACCGUAUGUGGCGUAAGAAUCGCAAACCUUCGAAUUCUUCAAAUUGUGUGGGUGCCGAUUUGAACAGAAAUUUUGAUUACUAUUGGUCUUAUUCAGGUGUUUCGAAAAAUUCUUGCUCGGAAAUUUAUCCCGGUGUGGAGGCCUUUUCUGAACCAGAAUCACAAGUUUUAAGAGAUUUGUUGCACAGUAUUAAUGCUACAUGUCGUAUGUAUUUAACUUUGCAUUCCUAUGGCAAUUAUCUGCUUUAUCCUUGGGGUUAUGAAAAAUCCCUACCCUCAUCUUGGCCGUAUCUAGAUGCUGUAGCACGUGCUGGAGCUCGUGCAAUUAAAAAGCCUUCGGGUACUUUUUAUUCAGUGGGUGGUGCUGCAAAUGUCUUGUAUCCGGCUUCAGGAGGUAGUGAUGAUUAUGCUCUUGCUAUGGCCAAAAUUCCAGUUGUUAUUUGCAUGGAAUUACCAUCAGGUGGCAAUGGUUUCGAUCCACCAUCCGAUAAAAUUCAAUCAAUCGUUGAGGAAUCUUGGUUGGGAAUACGAGCUAUGGCUUUGGAGGCCUACGAGUAUCCCCUUAGAAAUGUAGCGAAUUGUAAUGUGUUUAGUUUGUUCGUUAUGUUGUGCGUAGUAGUGGUUUUAGAAGUUUGAUUGAA